AUGACCUCAUUUCAGGCUUUAUAUGGUUAUACUCCACCACACAUGGCUUUUCCAGUGCAGGUUACUACUUCUGUGAUAGCAGUGCAAGAUUACCUUCAAGCAAGAGAUCAUAUGUUGCAGUUACUCAGGGAAUAUUUAUUGCAGGCUCAGCACAGGAUCAAACAUUUUGCUGACAUUAAAAGAACUGACAGAUCUUUUGUUGUGGGUGACUUAGUCUUUUUGAAAUUGCAGCCUUACAGGAAAUCUACAGUUGCCCUCAGAACUAACAUGAAACUUGCUGCAAAAUACUUUGUCCCCUUUGAAGUAGUGCAAAGAAUUGGUGUCGUUGCUUACAAAUUGAAGCUGCCUGUUGGUUCCAGAAUUCACCCUGUGUUUCAUGUGUCCCAACUAAAGAAGAAAAUUGGUCAACACCUGGUUCCUUCUCCUACCUUGCCUCUGGUGGAUAGUUCUGGUACAUUUAUUAUUACUCCAAUUGCUGUGCUUGAUUCCAGAUACAUCAUCAGAGAUGCUACCAUUGUGCCUCAAGUUUUGAUUCAAUGGGCUGGAGAUCUUGCUGAAGAUGCAACUUAG
This is a messenger RNA of Papaver somniferum (opium poppy), 570 nucleotides long. RefSeq lists its product as uncharacterized. Bases 1 to 570 code for a protein of 189 amino acids. NCBI's taxonomy places the organism in Eukaryota, Viridiplantae, Streptophyta, Magnoliopsida, Ranunculales, Papaveraceae. The record is from RefSeq and is a predicted model, not a curated record. The transcript has a single exon.